Prorocentrum cordatum is the source of this 1146-nucleotide messenger RNA. The record is from the annotation of a GenBank genome assembly. Lineage: Eukaryota; Dinophyceae; Prorocentrales; Prorocentraceae.
AUGGACAGCGAGAAGGUCCGCCUCGACGCCAACGGCAUGCUCAGAGACAAGCUCCCCCUCCGGCACAGCCUCCGCGUGCCCUUGAUAGCGACCUUCAGAGCGCGGGGCCAGGUGUGGGGCGUGACGCCGAGCGCGCUGCUGACCGCUGGAGCCGCGACCAGCGUCGGCGGCCUGAGGAGGAGCUACAAGAUCGGAGGCCUGCCGCAGUGGAACGCGGAGUGGAGGCGGAGCUUCCCCGAGGGCCUCGGCGUCUCGUUGGAGCAUUGGGCGAAGCUGCUCAUCCGCCUGGCCGAGGACGGGAGCGUCCUCGCGAGUUCGGGGUCGAUCGCUUACUCGCUGGAGGUGGGCGUCUACGGCGCGCCGCCACCCGAGGACGCCACGGUCCAGAACGCCCUCGGCAAGCGCGUGCUGCGCGCGUACGACCUGCGGUCGCACGGGCCUGUGGGUCUGCUGGCCGGCGGCGUGGUGGACUACCUGCAGGAAGAGGGGCUGUCAGACGUCGGGGUCUCGUCCAGGGUCUACGCGUGCCAGCUCCUGCUCUUCGUGGCAACGGAGAUGCUGAAGCCGUGCAAGUGGCCCGUCGACUCGGAGGUACCCGAGGCGCCUUGGCAAGACUGCGCGACGGACUUCUCCGAGGUGUGGCCGCAGGUUCUUCCCUCGGGGGGCGGCAUUCCAGCGCCUGGCACGCCGAACUUCCUGACUGAGAUGUGCACCAGCCUGGAUGAGGCGACGGACAUACUCCAGAUUGUGGGCAAGGUUCUGGAAUUCGUCGACGCGAAGCUGAACGGCGACAGGAAGUGUGACGACCACGGGUUUCGCGCGCCGGAGCACUGCAAGGCCACGUUCUCCUACGACGGCCGGGAGCUGAGCGGCUGUGUCAGGGAGAAGUUCGAGUUCCCGGACAUCUCGAAGAAGCCCCGUGGUGCUCCUGGAGGGGCACGCUCGAGAGGGGGGCGGACUGGGACGGCCCGUGGAGCUUCUGCACAAGGUGCCCAGGGCUGGCCACCCUCUGAGGCGUGGCCAAGGCGCUCUGCUCUGGGCGCCCCCCUCCAGAGGAUAGGAAAGCCCCCGCUUUGGGGGUAUGGCUUCCAUCCUGGAUCGGGGGGAGAGGAGCUCCAGAGAAGAGGUCGGACCUCCGAAAAUUGA